This is a messenger RNA of Vitis riparia (riverbank grape), 1569 nucleotides long. RefSeq names its product heparanase-like protein 2. Lineage: Eukaryota; Viridiplantae; Streptophyta; Magnoliopsida; Vitales; Vitaceae. The transcript is spliced from 9 exons. The record is from RefSeq and is a predicted model, not a curated record. Bases 1 to 1569 code for a protein of 522 amino acids. Gene Ontology annotation, cellular component: plant-type cell wall; membrane. Gene Ontology annotation, molecular function: beta-glucuronidase activity.
AUGGGGUUGAAGGGAACAAUGGUGGGUGUUCUUCUAUUUUGUGCCUGGUUUUUUGAGGGAUUUGCAGAAGAUGUGAAAGUAACGGUUGGAGGAGUGACUUCAAUAGCUGAAACAGAUGAUAAUUUCAUCUGUGCCACCAUUGACUGGUGGCCUGCUGAUAAGUGUGAUUACAAUCAAUGUCCAUGGGGAUUAGCUGGCAUCUUCAAUCUGGAUUUGCAGAACAUCAUUCUUGUGAAUGCUAUCAAAGCAUUUGAUAAUCUGAGAAUCAGAAUGGGAGGCUCACUACAAGAUCAGAUACUCUACCAAAUUGGAUAUGCCAUUCAUGACUGCCCACAAAUAAAAAAGGUUGAGGGUGGUCUGUUUGGAUUCUCAGAAGGUUGCCUCACCAUGCAGAAAUGGGAUGAAGUCAAUAAACUCAUCAACCAAACUGGAGCUUUGUUUACUUUUGGAUUGAAUGCCCUGAUCGGGAAGAACAAGCCGGAGCCGCCUCCCAAAGGUGACAAUAUCACUUGGACUGGUGAUUGGGACUCGCAAAAUGCCCGCGACCUGAUCGAGUACACUCUGUCAAAAGGGUACAAGAUCGAUUCAUACGAACUAGGAAACGAGCUGUGUGGAUCUGGGGUUUCCGCAAGGCUUGAUGCUAAGCAGUAUGCAAAGGACCUGGUGAAACUAAGACAAACGGUGAAAGACGUUUACCAGAAGGCAAGGCCAAUGCCCAAGAUCAUGGGGCCGGCUGGCUUUUAUGAUAAGGAGUGGUUCGACGCCUUCCUGGAGGCUGCAGGGCCACAUGCUGUCGAUGGAUUGACUCACCAUACUUACAACCUUGGCCCAGGGGUUGAUCCCACCCUCAUCAACAAGGUUCAGGACCCGUACUUCCUCUCCCAAAUAGCUCAGACGUAUAAGGAUAUCUCGGACAGCAUCAGGCUGUUUGGGCCAUGGGCAUCUGCAUGGAUUGGAGAAGCUGGUGGGGCUUACAACAGUGGUGGCAAAGAUGUCUCCCACACCUUUGCCGAUGGCUUCUGGUACUUGGAUCAACUGGGCAUGUCAGCAACCUUCAACCACAAGGUCUUCUGCAGACAAUCUUUAAUUGGAGGAAAUUAUGGCCUCCUUGAUACUACAAGUUUCAUCCCUAAUCCUGAUUAUUACGGUGCUCUUUUGUGGCAUCGUCUAAUGGGCAAGAGAGUUCUUGCCACCUCUCAAAAUGACUCUCCUUACUUACGCGUAUAUUCCCAUUGUGCGAAGCAAAAGCCGGGCAUUAGCAUGCUUAUAAUCAACAUGUCAAACUCGACUUGGUUCCAAAUCCAAGUCCAGAAUGACAUGAAUCUGCACCCAACUGCUUCUGAAAGUAAUGGAGGACAAGAAAGAGAGGAGUACCAUUUGACUCCUCAGAAUGGGGAUAUCCAAAGUGAUAAGUUGUUACUCAAUGGAAAUCUAUUAUCACUUACAGAAGCAUCAGACAUCCCAGAAAUGAAGCCCAGGCUUGUUGAUCCUUCUAGUGCCAUUGUAGUUGCCCCUGACUCGUUUGUCUUUGCAACUCUCAGGGACUUCAAGGCUCCCACAUGCAUGUAA